Molecule: messenger RNA, 8711 nt
Organism: Oncorhynchus kisutch (coho salmon)
Lineage: Eukaryota; Metazoa; Chordata; Actinopteri; Salmoniformes; Salmonidae
Gene: hivep2b
Product: HIVEP zinc finger 2b
Exons: 7
Coding region: 316-6153 (1945 amino acids)
Biological process (GO): regulation of transcription by RNA polymerase II
Cellular component (GO): nucleus
Molecular function (GO): DNA-binding transcription factor activity, RNA polymerase II-specific; RNA polymerase II cis-regulatory region sequence-specific DNA binding
Source: RefSeq, a predicted model, not a curated record
CUCACAUCAAUAGAUCUCCUAAUGCACGCUCAGUCAGCCAGCAUCAGCGGCUGCAACGUCUGAUUGAUACGAUACACUAAAUCUGAUCAUAAUUGCUUAUGCUAUUACUAUAGCCCAGGGAUGUGGAGAAUGGACAGCUGUAAUUUGCAAUAUGAGGAAUGUGACAUGUGACUGGCGAUGUGGGACAAGAAGAGUAUACUAAUGUCAGAUGACCCUUUCCUGCAACCAGUGCUAAUAUUACUACUACAGUAACAUAACAGACUUUAUCAUCUGUAGGGAAUCAACCCUGAAGAGGAAGGUGACAUUGGAAUCGUCAUGGAGUCACUAGAAACUACUGCAGAGGUGAAAAGCUCUAAAGAGGCUCUGGAUAAGACAGUUCCCCAGAGAAAGUCAGCAGCACCUAUGACUGGCCAAACUAAAAUACCCCCCUCGGCUGAUUCGGAAGGGGAGGGGUGGCAUCUAUGCCCAGAACCAGAGGACGACCAGAGUAGAACCACAUAUUGUUCAACAGAUAUGUCUGACUCAGGGAAACUCAGACAAUUAGAAGGGAAAUCACUACGCCAAUUACAGGAUCAACCCUGCAGUCAUCCUCAUUACAACGUAUUAACCUCAUAUCCACCACAGGAGAGACAGACAGUUCCUUUUGCUAGACAGAAAACAGCAGAUCACUUGCUUUCUGCACUGCCACUUGUCAGCUGUGGAGGGCCCUCUCCUCAGAGGAGCUCCCCCAGUUUACCCGUGUCUCUCCAACACUGUUCCCAGUCAGGAAUAGAGGAACUAUCCAAGGAGGUGUGUAGUAAGAUGGAGCAGAAGCAGCAACAGAGACCUGGGAAGUAUGUUUGUGAUUAUUGUGGGAGGGCAUGUGCCAAACCCAGCGUACUUAAGAAGCAUAUUCGCUCACAUACUGGGGAGAGACCCUACCCCUGCGUGCCCUGUGGUUUCUCCUUCAAAACCAAGAGCAAUUUAUACAAACACAGAAAAUCUCAUGCUCACUCGGUCAAAGCUGGGACAGUGCCAUUUUCAGAACUGGGUUCUUACAAUGCCAACAUGGAGGACCGGGGAUCUUUAGAAGGAGAAGGAGAGUUCUACUCUGAUGCUGAGCAGAGCUCGGACACGGACGAAGACGAUUCAUCGCUCUUGGACACUGUUUCAGUGGAGGAACCAGAUAGCACCACUGCUGUUAAAGUACUGAAUCUCAUUGCCCAGAAACAGGGAGUUACAUUAGCAUCAACAUUAUCUGAGGACGGUUCACCCAGGCUCUUGGAGAUCAAUGCUGCUCCAGCUGUUUCUCAGGUCAGCCAUGCAAUCCAAUCCAGCGCCAUCAAGCAGAGGCUGGCACUCCGGCUCUCAGAGAAAAGGAGCAGUGACACUGACACAUCUCUCUCCCUGCCUAGCCAGGGAAGCAAAGGCAGCACAGACUCAGGCUACUUCUCACGCUCUGAGAGUGCUGAACACCAAACAGGUGGUCCUCCCAACACAAACGCCAAGUCCUAUCAAGAGAUAAUGUUUGGAAAGUGUUACAAGCCGAACCCGAAACAACAGGCCAUAACUGUUGUGACUUGCAGGACAGACUUAAUGAGUGAUCGUAAGACAUCGGAGCGAGGUGUUUCCCGCGUAUUCACACAAGAAAAGGAAUCAAUGGUUGAAUCGAUCAGAAUAAACACACAUUCAUUUACAAGGGAGGACAUUAAGGAGGCUCAACUAGAGCUCUCUGAUUCUGGACAGCUGGUCCGGAGCAACUCGAUGCCCACGUCCUCGGUGGCAUGUCAGGACAUGUCACAAGGCCUGCGAGGCAGCCACUCCUUUGAUGAAAGGGCGUCCCCUGGAGGCAUUAGGAGACUUACGAGACAGGCUGCCUUUGAACACUCUGUACACGAUGGACCUCCUGACCACUACGGAAACAUCUCUGAUAUUUCCAACCUUGGAGUGGAGAUGGACAGUUUCAUCAUCCAACAAAAGCAAGCCAUGGAAUAUGCGACGAGGAAACGGCGGAAGGAAAACUGUGUUGCGGAGGAGGAGGAUGUAGGAGGCCAGUAUCACACAGACUAUGACCACUCUGAAGAGAUGAGGGACUAUGAUUCAAAGCAAACCUCUCAAGGUGCUCUAACCACUACAUCCUCAGUGAAAGGACAUGCCCAAAGCGUUCACACACAGGAUAGAACACAACGUGAUAGACUGGAAAGGGAAAUGUGGGAAAAGAGAGAGAGAGAAGAGAGAAGAUCUUUAGGUAACGUCAUCUCUGUGAUUCAACACACGAACUCCCUUACCAGGUCUCUCUCUGAACAGUCAGAUUCUUACAACUACCAGAGACGGGAUAAGCCGUCCUCAAUGGACGUGGUGGAGCAAAGCGAAACUAGAGAGAUGCACAAAAGGACUGAGAUCUUUGCACACCAGUUGAGUGACAGUAGAUUAUUAGAUAAGUCGUAUCAAAUGACACCUAAGCUAGUCCGUCAGUCCAACAUACCGGUCCCAGAGAUCAGGGUGACUGUAGAACCAGACAGUCCAGAGAAAGAGAAAGCAGCGGAGGUGAAACAGGUGAAGGCGAAGGAGCCCGAUAGACAUAUAGAGGAGUUCCAAUGGCCUCAGAGGAGUGAAACCCUGUCUCAGUUCCCCCCAGAGAAACUCCCUCCAAAGAAGAAGAGACUGCGCUUAGCUGACUUGGAGCACUCCUCUGGCGAGUCUAGCUUCGAGUCGGCUUGUACGAGCCUCUCCCGGAGCCCCAGUCAAGACAGCAACCUAUCCUACUGCUCCAGCUUCUCGUUUGACCGAGAGGAGAAAGAGAGAGAGGUUAUCCCCAAGCCAGCUUCCCCGGCGGCUAGACAGGAUGAGUUUGGCAAAGCAUUGGAGUUCUUAGCGGUGCCAGGAAGCGGCUACUCCCUCUCUGUCCUGAACCAACGUCAACAACAUGAAAUGAGACGUACCUCUUCAGAACAGGCACCGUGCCACUCCCAGUGCAGAGAGCUCCCAGAGGUCCGCAGCGUAUCGUUUGACUACGGCAGUCUCUCUCCAACGGCCAAAGUUAGACAUUCGGAACUCAGCGCCAGCUACUCGGAGCCCAGACGGGGUAACUUGGUAAGACAGGAGUCCUUGAAUGUUAACCUUGAAUUUGCACAUCCAGUCCUUCCGCUAAAUAUUCUUCCUCAGUACCUCAGCAGUGCCCUGUCGUUCUCAUCCACCGCUCUGCACUCUCAGUGUCUGCCAAUGUUCUCCCCUCAGCCGUCACACUCUGGUCUCCUAGUUCCUGUUAGAAUCCAGACUCAAGUGCCAUCCUAUGGUAGCAUCACAUACACCACUGUGUCCCAAAUUGUAGAUGAUCCGUUCGAAAGCGUUAACUCCACCAAAACCUCUUUACUCACUUCUCACUUCGCAAAUUUAGCCACGAAUUUGGAUACAUCUAAUCUCUUAUUAGGACAUCCUCGAGGACUGUUGACCAGCCCAGUCCAGGUUCACGUUCUAGAUCUGCCCCCAGCUAAGCUGAAGACAGGCAUCCCUCUCUCCCUGACCUCCAGGACGAUCUCCACCACCAACUGUGGAUCCAGUGGUGGGUCCAACAAGCGCAUGUUGUCUCCGGCCAGCAGCUUGGACCUAUUCAUGGAGGUCAAACAGCAGAAACGCGUCAAAGAGGAGAAAAUGUACGGUGAGAUAGUGGAGGAGUUGGGUGCUGUGGAAUUAGGGAAUUAUAAUGUGACUGAAGAGAACAAGCACAGUUUAAAGUCAGAGUUUCAAAGUGACACCAACCAAGGAGCAUCACUGUCAGGCUUUCCUUCAAAAUCCUCUUUGUCUGCCUCAUCAUCGCUUCAUUCUCAUAACGAGCCAGCAAGUGGAAGCUUCAUCUCACCUCAGCAACAAGGGUCAGAAAGUCCUGAUUCCCCUAUGGAUAACUCCCCAACAGAAGCAAGCCUACAUCCACAUGCUCUGCUUUCUCUAAAGGAUUUCAAUGAGUCUGGCAUGGACAGCAAGGCACAGAUGGAGGUGCUGGUGCAGCUAGUCAAAGGUCAGGGCAUCCUCAUCUCUGACGGGGAAAACACCAAACGGAUAUCUCAAUUUCCAAGUCUCCGCACAAUGACAGCUGUGAGUUGGUGCUAUCUGAACUACACCAAGCCAAACAGCACUCACAGCAGCUCUCCCCUGUCCUCUGUGUACGCUACGUGGUGCAUCGGUUCCCAUAACCCCAACCCUCCUAACCUCAACACCAGUGCCACCUUGGCUCUGCUCCGCUCCAAACAGACGACUAACACAUGGGUGUACACCAUGGCUGCCAUGUACCAACAUGGGACUGGGAAGCUGGUCUCCUCCUCACUCUUAUGGAGGCAGAGGCUCGGGCUGCUACAGAGCAAACCGGAGCUCAAAGAUCUGGAAGGGAGCUCCUAUGGAAGGAAAGUGAAGGAUGCCAGCUGCAGGGUAAAAGCAGGGAAGGAGGACUGGAAAGAGAGGGAGGUCUCCUCGAAACAAACAGCAGUGCCAACACCAACACCAACCCGGAUCAAAAUAUUUGAAGGAGGGUUCAAGUCCAAUGAGGACUAUGUGUAUGUGAGGGGCCGAGGCCGGGGGAAGUAUAUCUGUGAGGAGUGUGGCAUCCGUUGUAAGAAACCUAGCAUGCUGAAGAAACACAUACGCACCCACACUGACGUCCGGCCCUACGUCUGCAGGGUCUGCAACUUCGCUUUCAAAACUAAAGGAAACCUGACCAAGCAUAUGAAGUCAAAGGCUCACAUGAAGAAGUGUCUUGAGCUUGGUGUGUCAGUCACAGUGGAUGAUACAGAGACACUGGAAUCUGAUGACAUCCAGCAAGACUUGAAGACCGGGGUCUUGAGCACAGCCAAACACCAGUUCUCAGAUGCAGACGACUCCGAUGGCAUGGAUGAAGAGAUCGACGAUAUCGACGAAGAUGAUGAGGACGAGGAGGACUACGACGGUGACUCUACUCCCAAGAUCCUUUCCCGGAGCACCAGCCCUCAGCCCUGUGGCGUAGCCUCUCUGUCGGUCACAGCUGCCGCUGUCAUCCAGGGUGUGUCGUCAGACGUCCAUGGCUGUCCCCUCAGUUCCUUCCAUCCCCUCCCCAGCUGCCUCUCAACCUACACCCUGCCUAGCGUCGAUAUCCACCCCCACCCCUCCUCCACCCUGUCGGGCAUCGAUGUCCACCCCCAUCCCCAUCCCCAUUCCGCCUCCACUGUCAGGAGGACAGGGCCAGACCGGAGGACUGUCUUGGCCUCCAGCCUGGACAAGGAAGACUGUAGCCUGGCCAUGCUGUCUCCUGACCAGGGCUGUCUGUUCUUUGACCCGUACCCCACCUGUCUGCUGUCCCCCGGCUGGGAGUCCCCUCUGAGGGAACCGCCUAACUCCUGCCUCGGCUACCCCUCAACCCGGAGAGACCUCUCCCCCCGGGGACGCUCCUCACCUCGAUGGGACACCUCCCCGCUGAGGCCCAGCUCCCCCAACCUCACCCCCAUCCAGCACCUCUUCCCGGCCUGUAUGGAGAGGCCCCUGUCCCCAGGUGGAGUGGACCUGGCUGGGAGGAGACAGAGGGUGGUGCUCAGGGCUGUGUCUCCACGUAGAGGGGGCUCACAACAUAGAGACUCUGGGGAUAAAACCAGGCAGCAAGCCAAGGCUGAACUGGCCCAGCAGGGAGAAACCAUUGAAAUGGAUAUGGAUCAGAGGAGAAGCGUGCCUCCCUGCCUGCCUGGGUCCGCCUGCUCCAGUUGUCCCCGUCAGAACCUCUUCAGCCACCUCCCCCUACACUCUCAGCAGCAGGCUGGGACUCUCCUACCCAUGGUGCCUAUCGGAGGGAUCCAGGUACUGCGCUCUCUGCCCUCCUGCAGCUCUGACCGGACCCAUCUGUCAGCCCUAUCCCCUCAAAAGACUGAGCUCCACCAGGACAGCACUAAGGAGGGAUCUGUUCGUCUGGCAGCCCUCGGUGCAGAGGACUCAGGAGCCCAGCAGCAGGGGAGGGAGAGGGGGAUGGAGAGGGAGAUGAAGAGGGAGACCGGGAUGGAGAGGGAGAGGGUGUCCCCCCUCCAGACACCCCGGGACUCUGAGGAGGAGAACCCCCCUGUCUCUGUCCUCAUGGUCAGGAACCCUAAGCAGGAAGAGGUUCUUCAGACCUGCACCAAGGCCAUUGCCUCCCUCAGGAUCACCUCUGAAGAGCAUCUAUAGACUGGGGUUGCAUCCCAAAUAGCACCCUAUUCCCUAUAUAAAGCACUACUGUUGACCAGAGGGCUCUCGUCACAAGUAAUGCACUAUAUAAGGAAUAGUGUACCAUUUGGGCCUUUCCUCAUAUGGGACGUUCUUUGGUCCUUCCUCCAGGAGCAGCUGAGCCCCCCCAUCCAACGUCCAGUCCUCAGCUAGCAUGGUUCUAGAUCAAUUAGCGAUGUCUUGACAACUGCUAUGGUCACGCCAACUUCUCUGGUCACAUAUGAGUUGGCAAGACAGCACAAAUAGAUAUGGAACCAGGCUAUGUCCACAGUUCCUCUCAACCUCAUUCCACUAGACAGGCAGACAGACAGACAGACAGACAGACAGACAGACAGACAGACAGACAGGCAGGCAGGCAGACAGACAGACAGACAGACAGACAGACAGACAGACAGACAGACAGACAGACAGACAGACAGACAGACAGACAGACAGACAGACAGACAGACAGACAGGCAGACAGACAGACAGGCAGGCAGGCAGACAAGCAGACAGGCAGACAGACAGACAGACAGACAGACAGACAGACAGACAGACAGACAGACAGACAGACAGACAGACAGACAGACAGCUAGACAGACAGACAUAUAGACAUACAGCUAGACAGACAGACAUACAGCUAGACAGACAGACAUAUAGACAUACAGCUAGACAGACAGACAUACAGCUAGACAGACAGACAUACAGCUAGACAGACAGACAGACAUACAGCUAGACAGACAUACAGCUAGACAGACAGACAUACAGCUAGGCAGACAGACAGACAGGCAGGCAGACAGACAGACAGACAGACAGGCUGACAGGCUGACAGGCUGACAGACAGACAGACAGACAGGCUGACAGGCUGACAGACAGACAGACAGACAGACAGACAGACAGACAGACAGACAGACAGACAGACAGACAGACAGACAGACAGACAGACAGACAGACAGACAGACAGACAGAUAGAAAGGCUGACAUAUAGACAUACAGCUAGACAGACAGACAUACAGCUAGACAGACAGACAUACAGCUAGACAGACAGACAGACAUACAGCUAGACAGACAUACAGCUAGACAGACAGACAUACAGCUAGGCAGACAGACAGACAGACAGACAGGCAGGCAGACAGACAGACAGACAGACAGGCUGACAGGCUGACAGGCUGACAGGCUGACAGACAGACAGGCUGACAGACAGGCUGACAGACAGGCUGACAGACAGGCUGACAGACAGACAGACAGACAGACAGACAGACAGACAGACAGACAGACAGACAGACAGCUAGAAAGGCUGACAGACAGACAGACCCCAUUGGUUGGGUGUUGGGGGAUUCUUGUCUCAGUUUCAGUUCCUUCAGGUUUCUUCAUGUUAGUAAUGCAACGGUCAUGUGUCUUAACAUUCCCCUCCCCUCACUAUGAUCUAUAUCUGAGAGGAAAACAAACCUUUAAAAACAGAGACUUUAUACUCUCUAUGAAUUUUAUUUGAACUUUUAGGUCAGUGGAGUUCCUCGCGGCAAAGGAUAAGCAAGAGUACGGUUGAAGUAGUGGACACAGGUGCAAUAUAUGGGAUUUAAAGAGAAUGCUUCUACGUUAAUUAUGCUUGCAUACACUUGCACACAAACAGAAUCAUUUAUAUUUAUUAUACCCCAUAACACACUCUUAACAUAUUUAUUCAUAUAAAUGCAUAUGUGUACUAUUUUCAAAAUAGGCUUGUUGUUUAAAUUGUAUUCAUAUCGAGUGAUUAGUUAAGAAUUUGAUUCUUGGAGAGAAAUUGGAAAGGAUAUAACGGGGAAAGUAUCUAAAAAUAUGAAAGUAUUUGAAAACUGAAUCUGACCAAAUUUAGUGUAGACUUGCUUUUUGUCCAGUUUGGUGCUUUUGAUUGAAAAGCAAAGAUCUGUGCCUUUUCUUUGCUUUCUACAUAUGUUUUAAAUAAUCGUAUUAAAGCAAAGAAAAAGUGAAUAUCAUGUUUGAGGAACUUUGAAUCAGAAUUGUCUGACGUGACAGUGUUAUUAUCAACAAAGAAAUUGCACAAAAAAAAGAGCUUUUACUUUGUGGAAUUAAAUUUGCUGUUUUUCUAGCUACAUUUUAUGUAAAAUAUAUCUAUUUGAAAUAUUGGUUAUGUUGCAGAUUCUCAAUGUUGUGGUUUUAGCUUUUUGAACAAUCGCAUGAGUUUUUGCUAUUGCACAAAUAGAGAAGUGCACACGGUUACUGUAAGAUGUCUUUAUAUAUUAGAAACGUAUGCUUUUAUUGAGGAUGGUAAAUAUUUGUCUACUAUUUAUAUGCUGUAUAUGAUCUCCACUUAUGCAACAGUGUGUCUCACUGACCCAUGCUUAUGAGAUGCUUGUGAGAGGCUUGUGUGAUAGCUUAUGAGAUGCUUAUGAAGUCAUGUCAUUGCAUUAUAACUUAUGGCUUUAAGCAAUCGUUGUUCGUUAUUCUGGCCUUUUAAUCUUUUAUGAAUUUAAAUAAGCACUUUCAUCCUAUCUUUUAUAUCUGACUGAGAUGGUUAUUAAGGAGAAAUAAAAAAAAAACAAUCA